This is a messenger RNA of Polyodon spathula (Mississippi paddlefish), 2374 nucleotides long. It is a transcript of the gene nt5e, whose product is annotated as 5'-nucleotidase, ecto (CD73). Lineage: Eukaryota; Metazoa; Chordata; Actinopteri; Acipenseriformes; Polyodontidae. Gene Ontology annotation, molecular function: 5'-nucleotidase activity; nucleotide binding; metal ion binding. The coding region runs from base 110 to 1849 and encodes 579 amino acids. Gene Ontology annotation, biological process: AMP catabolic process. The record is from RefSeq and is a predicted model, not a curated record. Gene Ontology annotation, cellular component: plasma membrane. The transcript is spliced from 9 exons.
UUGACGUGACAGCUUUGUGCUGCUUGAACCGCCUACUUUUUACCUCAGAAAUGUCGAGUCUAGUUCCAGUGUAACUCGCACAGUUAGUUUCCACUGUUGAAAGCUUCAGAUGAACAUGGGGAUGUUCGUAGGAAAGCUACGUCUUGUGCUGCUGCUGGAGCUUCUCUUCACAAGCUAUUUUGCUGCAUGUUUUGAUGUCACUCUUCUCCACACCAACGACGUCCAUGCCAGGGUAGAAGAAACUAGCGUGUACUCGGGGAAGUGUGAUCCAGGCGGACCGUGCUUCGCUGGAGUCGCGAGAAGGUUAACCCAAAUAAACAGAAUCCGAAAAACAGAAAGCAACGUUUUACUUCUGGAUGCGGGGGAUCAAUAUCAAGGAACGAUCUGGUUCAACUACUACAAGGGGGACGAAGCGGCUCAUUUUAUGAAUUGGCUGAAGUAUGAUGCCAUGGCCUUAGGGAAUCAUGAAUUUGACAAUGGAAUGGAAGGAUUAAUCAGCCCAUUUCUUCAGAAAGUGAACUGCUCAGUACUGAGUGCUAAUAUGAAACCAGAUCAGAAACUGGCUGACAGAAUAAGUGGAUUAGUCCUGCCCUAUAAAAUCUUUACAUUGGGCUCUGAGAAAGUGGCUGUGGUCGGCUACACAACAAAGGAAACACCAACCCUAUCCACUCCAGGACCGAAUGUAGUGUUUCAAGAUGAGGUCCAAGCCUUACAGGUUGAGGUAAACAAGUUAAAAACGCUGGGAAUUAACAAGAUCAUUGCAUUGGGCCAUUCUGGAUUUGAAACCGAUAAACUAAUUGCAAUGAAAGUGAGUGGCGUUGAUGUUGUUAUUGGUGGACACUCAAACACAUUCCUUUACACAGGUACACCUCCCUCCAAUGAAGUCCCUGCUGGUCAAUAUCCAUUCAUGGUAGACUCUGAUGACAGGCGUAAAGUGCCGGUUGUGCAGGCCUAUGCUUUUGGGAAGUACCUUGGCUAUCUUAAAGUCACCUUCAAUAAGCAAGGGGAUGUUGUGGCUGCUACAGGGAACCCUAUACUUCUAGACAGCACUAUACCGGAAGAUAAAGAGUUGCGUGCAGAGGUUGAUUUGUGGAAGCAGAAUCUCAGUAAUUAUUCGGCUCAAGUUAUUGGGAGGACCAUGGUGUAUCUUAAUGGGACUACUCAAGAGUGCCGCUUCCGGGAAUGCAACAUGGGGAAUUUAAUCUGUGAUGCAGCGAUUAACCAUUAUAUUAAAUUUCCUGAUGAAUUGCGCUGGAACCAUGUGUCGCUUUGCAUUAUAAAUGGAGGAGGUAUUCGAGCCCCAAUCAAUGAGCGCAGUGGAAACGGAACCAUUACUUUGGAGACCCUAACUGCUGUAAUGCCCUUUGAUGGUACUUUUGAUUUAGUUGAGCUAAAGGGAUCAACACUGAGAGCUGCAUUUGAGCAUUCUGUAAGGAGACAUGGGCAGUCUACAGGGGAGUUUCUGCAAGUGUCUGGCAUACGUGUUGUCUUCGACCUUUCCCAAACACCAGGACGACGAGUGAAGAAGCUUGAGGUUCUGUGCACUAAAUGCCGUGUGCCGUAUUAUGAGCCCCUGGACAUCAACAAAAGUUAUAAGAUUGUCAUUCCGUCCUACAUAGUGGACGGAGGAGAUGGCUUUGCCAUGAUAAAAGAAGAGAAACUCAGACAUGACACUGGUGAUCAAGACUUAUCUGUUGUCUCGGAUUACAUUUCUGCCAUGAAGAAGGUUUAUCCAGCAGUGGAAGGACGGAUUCUGUUUUCAGGUUCUGUCCCCACCGGGCUGCUCUCCAAAGCACACUUGAAGAUGGUGCUGCUAUCACUGGCCUUAUUCAUGGCUUCCACAGUGUAGAGGAGCAGCUCCCAUGCACUCUUAAGAUCCAGUUUAUUUACUUUUUAGCUAGAGAUUAACAUAUGUAGGGGGGGAAAUAUAUUUCAUUAGUUUGGGUUCUAUUUUAAAGUUAAGGUGUACUGACUCCUCAAGUCAGUCCAAUCACCAGUUUAUACUCUAAACCCACAUACCUCAGGACAUGGUUAAAGUAUAUGUAAUUAUACUGGGGGGACAUACAGUAGAUCGUGUGAAACAGAUAGGAUUUGUGAAAUCCACAGAUAAAUGAGGUGUGACUAGAGUGUGCAUGAAUAAAGUACAGAAGCAAUAAUGUAAACCAAAUUAGCGUUUAGUGGAGAUGUAUGCAGUACAAUAUAUUACAAAGACAGAAGAAUGUUUUACAAUGAGUUUACUUUGACAGUGAUACUCCUAGAAAAAUCUUUUCAAAAUGUGCCCAACCCUGUUUCCCUAGCUUUUUCUGUUACAAAAAUAAAUAAAUUAUAUAUAUAUAUAUAUAUAUAUAUAUAUAUAUAUAUAUAUAUAUAUAUA